Schistosoma margrebowiei is the source of this 3895-nucleotide messenger RNA. The record is from the annotation of a GenBank genome assembly. NCBI's taxonomy places the organism in Eukaryota, Metazoa, Platyhelminthes, Trematoda, Strigeidida, Schistosomatidae.
AAAUACACGGGGAUUACUCAAAGCGCCUAGGCUGUCAGCUGCCUAAUUCGUUCUGAAGGUAUAUCUGUAAAUAUCCCCUAAAUUAUAUUGUGUAAACGCUCAAAUAGUAUUGAAUAUCACUGCUACGUAUGUAAUGAACUAUCUUACCUCUAGGAUUCGUUGGGGGGGGAUUUGAUGCCGGACUCAAUGAAGUCAUCUGGUUUACAUUAGUUCAUCCGAAUGAUCUAGAAUACAGGCAUGUUCUCUACACAAAAAACGUUGUAUAUGUUAAGCGUUCAGCAUUGAAGGGCAAAGGGAGCAUAACUUGAAAUCGUAUUAACCGUCUGACCAUCUGUGGUAUGAUUUUAAGUUCCAUUAGAUGUAUGGGAAAAUCCUUUGCUGGGAUAUCUCACGUUUACAGGAGCUUGAGGAAAUGUACCCAUGUUUUUUCUACUCAAUGCAGUUUCCAACUUUGGGUUCGAGUCCCUGGCCCUUUGGCCUCGUUUUUUUUGGUUUGGGUUCUUUGAUCCUACCCAGAUUUCUAACUAAAGUGGGACAGAGCACUUAAUCCUGCUUCCAAAGUGGAGUGCCAUCUAUAAGCCAUCUACUUGACGUAUUUGCGUAAGUACAGCAAUUUCUGAGGUGUGUCCUUUAUAUGUCUGUCAGCGAUGUGUGAAGUCUGCGAUCAUAUUGAUUCGUGUUUUAAGGUUUAGUCUGGCCCAUCUUCGCGCAUCCAAUAUCCUUAUUGUGUCUAUCCAAUAUAUCAAUAAUAGGACGUCUAACCAUCUCAGGAUUUUUAAUUAUUAAAGGUGGAACUGAUAAAUUUGUGAUAAAACUUCUUGAUGUGGGUAGUUUUAGAGUGAUAUUCUGAAUUGAUUCGUGUGUGAUGUAGUUAUUGUGGCGUAUUAUAGGGACCUAACUAAUGUGGUACUAUCAUAUUUAUUUGAACCAUUAUAGGCGCAAAGGGUUACCAAAGUAUGUACGUGAGCGGGAGUACUGCCUGGGUGCCCGGUACGGAGCAGAUCGUUCUCUUAAAAGCCAACCUGAGAGACUUAAUCCUUAACAGUAAAGCAACGUUAAAAAAUGCGAUCCCUCGGUAGUCGGUGACCAAGAAUGGACUCACUUGACAUUUGUGCCCUCAGGAUCCUAAACCCUUGCUCACCAUUCGUUUGGAAUCAGGGUUUUUUGACUCAAAUUACUAAUCACCUAGACUGAUGGAUUUGAUCAAGGCAUGGCUCGGCAUUUAAAUGUAAUCAUCUGUAUUGCACAUAUUAUAGCUGCGGUUGGAUUGAAAUUAAUGUGACAAAUCUCGUUAUUCGAUUUGUGUGAGGGCUGAGAUACUAUCCGGGUGCCCAAACUAAAGUAGGUGGUUUUCUAAAUUGGGCACACUCGCAGCCCUCGACCUGAAGGUCUGAUCCACAAGGCAGUGAAGUAACGUCCAGUGAUGCAGUCCCAUGGUAGCCGGCCACCAACAAUAAACUCAUACGCCAUUUAUUCCUUCAUGAUACUGGAGUUCAUGGGCACCAAUGGUUUGGAAUCAGGGUUUUCUAGCUCCUCUAGGUGAACUCCCCGUGUCCACCAACCCGCUUUUCGUCCUCUAAAUUCCGUAAACAACACCCUCGCUGCGAAAAAUCAGUGAGUAGGACUUCCCUGGCGGUGGUUGUAUGCACGUGGUCAUGUGAGAGCAUUUCGAGAAAGAGAGCGGACUCUCGGCCGUACCAGGGGAUUUGGGGUUAAAUUAUCGCUUCUAGCAAAGAGAAAAAAGGAGUUUACGUAUAUACAUACAUACUAAUAGUCAGGCUGGAGUUGCUAGUUAUCACCUCAUAGUUUUUGUCACUGACAUUUAUAAUCAAAGUGUUUGGGUUGGGUAUUGAAAGUUAAACUGGAGUUUUGAGUUGGAUUUAUAAAUUGGGGUCAAUGUUUUCAACAAGGACUGAUGUCAUCUAUAAUGCAGUACAUCGCCUUUCUGUUUACAAACCUGAAAUACUUGGGGUUGAGAUUUAGUGACAAAUUUGAUCAUUCAUGAAUCUCAUUAAGCACUUCAGCACAGUCUACCUUAGAAGCAGGUGUUUCACGUAAUUUAGCAUAUUUUCAGUGAUCCCAGAUGUUUUAUGAAUAAAAUAUUGCCGAUUUUUACUUGCUUAAUAAUGACACGCUACCUAUCGCUGUACUUCAAAAAUAAUUGAGACGUUAACUUAUUCCUAGUGGGUUCAUUCAAAGUUGUUAGUAUACUACACUUUUACCAUAAAUGUUGAAAAAUGUAUCUAUGAAGCUGGUUAGAGUCGUGUGCUGUGAAUCUAAUGUUAGAAUAGAGGUAAACUAUAUCUUACGAUUAUAGAAACCUUGUCUUUUCUGUAUUCCAGUAUCCUUUGAAUUUUAAUAAUUUGUCUUCAGUAUUAAAGAAAGUGCUAAACUGAGUAACCAACGUCCUAUUCGUUUACGUGUUUUAAUCCAAAUUUGUAGAACUAGACUAAACCUAUUUUGUGCAUUGUUCUCUGCCUGUGAUUAGUCGAAUUGUCAAUAUCAAGGUUAAUGUAACCACUAAAGUGGUCUACAUUUGUCUCUUUACCUGUUUCUACUGAUUGAGACUAGUUGGUUUAAAAUGCCCCCGUCUUUAUUAGCUUUUCAGCAUUCAUUAUGAACACUUUAUUUUAAUGUAGAGGUUGGUUAGGAGCUGGUUGUAGUUCGGUAUCUUAGAGAAGGUUCCAGUUUGCGCAAUGCCAGAAACUGUUGCUGUGAAAAGCUUUAAAGGUGAGUUGCAAUUACUAAGUCAACGUAACAUAUCAGAUGGGCAGCAAGAGGAACAAGAGUUGGCCUCCAAAGCUCUUCGUAUACAAAACAAACGAUUCUACCUAGAUAUCAAGCAAAAUAAGAGAGGUCGCUUCGUGAAAAUAACUGAAGUUGGCAAUGGAGGACAGAAAUCGCGCAUCUUGAUGUCAAUGCCUGUUGCUCUGGAAAUGAAAGAAAAAAUUCACAAACUUAGUGAUACAUAUAGCCAACUUCCAUCUCACAAUCGCGAGUCACUCGCACAAGAUGGGCGCAUUGCGUCUGACAUUAUUGUUCGUGAUAGCAGGCGCUAUUAUCUUGAUCUCAAGGAAAAUGAACGUGGCCGUUUCCUGCGUCUUGCUAUGCUUUCUAUGGGCGUUCGUGUUCAGAUUGCAAUUCCAGCUCAGGGUAUGAUCGAAUUGCGCAAUGCAUUGACUGAUCUUAUACAAGACUAUUCAGGAGAUAUGGAGAAUGAUAUAUUUUCAGACUUACCUGAAUCUAAAGUACUCUUCGUAGGCAACAAGACAUUUUAUUUCGAUGUUGGUUCUAAUAGAUUUGGCGUAUUUCUGCGUAUAUCCGAAGUUCGUGCUAACAUUCGUUCUUCAGUCACCAUACCUGAACAGCAUUGUACGCGAUUUUGUGAUAUUAUUACUGAAUUGGCAAACAAAAUGUCCAAUCAAAAGCUAACUAACGGAGUGUCUGAGAAUGGAAACAAUUCUGACCAACGAGAAGAAAAAGCUGAAGAUGAUGUAAAAGAAGAUACGAAUGGGGAUUCGUCGGUCACAUCUUAAUGCAUUUUCUAUGAUCUCAGAAAUGUUGUAUGGCAUUUAUUGUGAUGGGGGCUACUGGUGUUUAUUAUUCGUUUUACUUACAAAUGUCCUAUUUUAUCUCCCUCUUAUGGACAUCCAAUUAGGCUGGACCGUUUUAUAUAAUAAUUGUUUUAUUUUUUAUGUAAAUUAGUUUGUUUUUUUAGAUAUACGCACAUUAGUUUGCAUUUCUUUAAUUUGUUUUUAUGCGCAUGUGCUUAAUAGUCAUGUGUAUUAUUUAUAUUUGUGUGACUUGUCCUUCUCCAUAUUAUACAUAAUAUGAAUAUUCAUUUUUUUCUGCAGCUUUUAUGUGACUUUAAUAUAUAUAAUAUAAUUUAUCGUGU